This is a messenger RNA of Vollenhovia emeryi, 5617 nucleotides long. RefSeq names its product WD repeat-containing protein 35 (gene Oseg4). Bases 546 to 4097 code for a protein of 1183 amino acids. The record is from RefSeq and is a predicted model, not a curated record. Gene Ontology annotation, cellular component: intraciliary transport particle A; non-motile cilium. Gene Ontology annotation, biological process: protein localization to cilium; non-motile cilium assembly; intraciliary retrograde transport. Gene Ontology annotation, molecular function: protein binding. NCBI's taxonomy places the organism in Eukaryota, Metazoa, Arthropoda, Insecta, Hymenoptera, Formicidae. The transcript has 2 exons.
GCGCGCGGCCUCGCGUUGCUAUGUACACCGCGACCUCGUUGCUAGGGUGAACUUGACAGUUGUUUGUACUCGGGAACGCAACGAGUUUGACAGCUCGCUUCGAAUGCCACUUGCCGCGAUAAAGCACGGUACUCGCUUUCAUCCCGCAGCCGCGCGGAGCCGCGCGAAAUGACACUUUUGCUGUCUCACGAGAGUCCCAGUGAGAAAUGGAUUCGUCGAUCGAUGUCGAAACGAUUUGACGGUGUCGAUGUCGAUUCAACGUCGUUUCGACAUUGAUCGCGUGACCUUUUGGCUUCUAGUUUAAUAAACCACCUCGUUUGAUUAGGAAACUCUCGUCCCGUGCAGACAGCACUCACGCCCGAGGUCCGGUUUCACCAACGUUGUUUAACUUCAAGCUUAGCUUGAUUCCAUGUCAUGCUCCGUCGUGCUCCGUCAUCUCGCUAGCAAUGUUCUCGGGUAGCAAACUUGGACACGAUAUUUUUAUGGCAUUGUAGCUUCACUCCAGUCCUGCGAAAGUUGCCCAGGGUGGCUGACACGAACCGGCAAUGUUCGUCUAUCUGAGUAAGAAGAUCUCCAUACCGAACAACUUUCGGUUGAACUGCAUAGCAUGGAAUCAGAAGGACGGGUAUAUCGCCGUGGGAGGGGAAGACGGUCUCCUGAAGGUGCUGCGGGUGGACUCCAACGCCAGCGGCUCGCACAGUGGCGGCAAGUCCCGCGGCUUGGCCGCGGCGAGCAAUCUCAGCAUGAAUCAGCCUCUGGAGGGCCACAACGGGCACGUUCAGGUGGUCACGUGGAACGAGGAGCAUCAGAAGCUGACGUCAAGCGACCAGAACGGCGUCAUCAUCGUCUGGAUGCUGUACAAAGGCUCGUGGUACGAAGAGAUGAUAAACAAUCGCAACAAAUCCGUGGUGAGAGGCAUGGCGUGGAGCUGCGACGGGCAGAAGAUAUGCAUAGUCUACGAGGACGGGGCUGUGAUCGUCGGGUCCGUCGACGGCAACCGAAUCUGGGGUAAAGAGCUGAAGAACGUGUCGCUCUCCGCCGUGCAGUGGUCCCCGGACGGCAAGUUGCUUCUGUUCGGUCUGAAAAACGGAGAGCUUCAUCUCUACAACAAUCAAGGCGUGUUCCUGAUGAAAUUGAACAUUCCCUCGGCGAACACCUCCCUCUAUCAGACCAUAGUGGCGCUGCAGUGGUACGACGGGAGGAACGGCUACGUCGCCAUGGACUGUCCCACUCUGGCCAUUUGCUAUCGCAACGGUAGGAUACUGUUGAUGCGAGACACCAGCGACGACAAUCCGAUCAUGAUGGAAACCGGAGUGACCGCCUCGUGGUGCAACUGGAACAGUUGCGGCUCGCUCCUGGCGGUGACGGGCAUGAUGCCGUUGCUCAGUAACGGGGAGACGAAGGACAUGAACGUUAUACAGUUUUACACGCCGUUCGGCGAGCACAUGAGGACCCUGAAGGUACCAGGGCGGGAGGUGACGUGCUGCACCUGGGAGAAAGGCUCCCUCCGCGUCGCCUUGUCCGUCGACUCUCACAUAUACUUCGCGAACAUCCGCCUGGACUACAAGUGGACGUACUUCAGCAACACGGUCGUCUUCACCAACGAGAAGAUCGGCAAGGACGGCACCUGCGUGACAUUCUGGAACACGAGCAGCAACACGUGCUGCACCAAGUACGUGCGAUCCCUGAUAUCGAUAGCCUCGUACGGGGAGCACUGCGUGCUCUCCGUGAGGAACGACCCCGCUCAGGUCACCGAGCAAUUCGCCCUUCUCGUUUGCAACACCAUCGCCACGCCGAUAGACUCCAAGUUCCUGGAUCUGGAGCCGUUGCAUCUCACCAUGACCGCCAGCAUGGUCGUGGCCGCGUCCAAGAACAACUUCUUGGUGUGGAACUUCCGCGCGCCUCGCAACUCGAUGCUGCACCCGAGCAGGAUGCGCAAGUACAAGAUCUAUCACGUGGACGAGACGCCGACCGGCGUGACCGAGGUGAUCCAGGAUCUGGAUAAGGACGGCGCGUUCGAGACCCCCAUUAGCACCAAGGCCACCAUGGAUCCGAUCUGCUGUGUCUACGCCACCGAGAAGAUUCUCUUGAUCGGCCGGGACUCGGGAAUGAUUCAGCGGUACUCUCUGCCGCAGAUCACGCUCGUGAAUCGAUACAAUACCGCGUGCAGGCUGCACAAAAUUGCUAUUAAUUGCGACUCCACGCGCGUCUCCAUCCUGGACGCCAACGGUAUACUCACCAUGCUGGAUCUGGACUCGCCGAAGCCGCCUGAUUCGCGGGACGGGGACACGGGCGAUGAUAUAUCCAAGUUUGAGAGGAAGGACGUGUGGGCCAUGUGCUGGGCACGGGACAAUCCGUCGCUCCUGGCGAUCAUGGAGAAAACCAGGAUGUACGUUCUGAGGGGACUGGACCCCGAGGAGCCUAUAGCGUGCUCUGGAUACAUUUGUUCGUUCCAAGACCUGGAGAUACGCUGCGUUCUGCUGGACGAUCUCAUGCUGAUGUCCGACGACACGCGCAAGGACUUGAUCGUGGACUUGGAAGUGAAAUCUCUGAGAGACACGAGGGAGUUACUGGCCAAGGUGGGCCUGAGGGAGACCAAUAAUUUUAUCCAGGACAACCCGCAUCCGCGCCUCUGGCGUUUACUGGCCGAGUCGGCGUUGACGAAGCUGGACCUGGAAACCGCGGAGAACGCUAUGGUGCGCUGCACGGAUUACCUGGGUAUACAGUUUAUCAAGCGGCUGCAGAACGUGCACAACGAUCAGCUGAAGAAGGCCGAGGUCGCGGCGUUCCUCGGCAACUACGACGAGGCCGAGAAGCUCUACUUGGACAUGGACAGGCGGGACCUGGCGGUCGCGCUACGCCAGAAGCUGGGCGACUACUUUCGGGUGGUGCAGCUGAUGAAGAUGGGCAUCGGCGGCUCGGACAAGCAAAUGGAGCACGCGUACAACAAGAUCGGCGACCACUUUGCCGAGCGGCAGAACUGGGAGAGCGCGAGGGAGUACUACGAGAAGGGCAGAAAUUUGGAGAGACUCAUUCAGUGCUAUUACAAGCUGGAGGAUUUCAUUCAACUUGCGGCGACGGUGGAACAACUGCCGGACAAGAGUCCCAUCUUGAAGACCGUGGCGAGGAUGCUGGCUUCGGUGGGAAUGUGCCCGCAGGCGGUGGCGGCUUAUAUUAAGUACGGAGACGUCAAGCUCGCCGUGGAUACGUGCGUGCGUCUGAAUCACUGGGACCAGGCCGUCGAGCUGGCGAAGACUUACAAGAUGGCGCAGAUCGGCGAGCUGCUGAGCAAAUACGCCAAUCAUCUGUUGUCAAACGGCAAGCGUCUGCAGGCGAUCGAAUUGUACAAGAAAGCCAAUUAUAAUCUGGAAGCGGCUAAACUGUUGCUUCACCUCGCUGAGGAGCAAGCCAGGUCCAAGUCGCAUCCUCUGCGCGUGAAGAAGAUAUACGUUCUUGCGGCGCUGCUGAUCGAGGACCACAUUAACAGCGUUCCGGCGAUAAAGGGCGGCCGCAGCAACGUCGUCAUGGGUCUUACCGAGAACAACGAAGACACCAAGAUCAUCGAGAACGCCUGGCGGGGCGCCGAGGCGUAUCACUUCCUUCUGCUCGCGCAUAGACAGUUGUACGACGGCAGCUUCGAUGCCGCGAUGAAGACCGCACUGCGAUUGAGAGAUUACGAAGACAUACUGGAAGUAGAAGACGUCUAUUGCCUGUUGGCGCUCUCGAGCGCCGUUAAUCGCGCGUUCGCCACCUGCUCGAAAGCCUUCAUAAAAUUGGAAGGCCUCGAGACGGUCUCGGAGGCGAAGAGGGAGGAAUACGAGGAACUGGCGGUUGAUAUUUUCACGAAGCACACCCCGAAGGACUCACGCAACAACAAGGCGGAAUGCGUCAACUGCGAGACCCUGGUGCCCGACUGGUGCAUUACGUGCCCGAAUUGCUCGACCAGAUUCCCGGCCUGCAUCGUCUCGGGCAAACCGCUCAUGGACCUCAGCGUCGCGUGGAUCUGCACCGUUUGCCGACACCACGUCGCAGCGGAACGCGACGUUGUUAACAUAAACGCGUGCCCCUUGUGUCACAGCACCAUCACGUAUAUGUAGGCCAAAUCGAAUAAUUCAGCAAUCCGUUGAAUUUUUAUUUUACAUAGAUAUAUAUAUAUAUAUAUAUAUAUAUAUAUAUAUAUAUAUAGCGAGCUUUCGUAUUUUAAUAAUUGUGCAAUGAGGCGGAAGCAAUUCGGACGUUUUAGUUUUAUUACAUAAUUUUGAAAAACGAAAAAACAACUAUUACAUUGGUUGGUUUCCAUAAUCAGUAUACGAGUCAAGCGUCAAUUAAUUAUGAAAGAUAGUUUAAAACGAAUUAAAUAACAAAGUGCCGUAAUUUUCGUGCCUUAAUAUUGAAUAAUUAAUCCUGAAACGCCAACAGGAACCAUCGAACCUAGUGCAUUUUUAAAAAUACCAGGUUUUCCUUUUGUGCGCACUGAUAUAUUUUGACAAUUUCGUGUGUAAAUACAAUAGGAUUUUUAUCAGCUUCCAACCGAUAAGUACUCGUUUUAUUUUUAUACGGUUUAUUUUUCCCGCAUGACGAUGAUACCGUAUCUGAUAUCGUGUGCCAGAUUAACCGGCAAUAGGUUUUUAUUGAAAUAAAACAACAUAUGGAUCGAUGAAAAGUUCGAUAUGUCGGUUUACGUUAAAGCGAAUAUUUCUCGACUGAGUAGCAAAAUGCAAUCUAACGAGAAUAUAAUUCCAACGGUUUGCCAUUGCAUUUACAUUACCGACAUUGUGGCAAUGCGCACCUGCUAUUCCAUUCAGAACGUAACGAGUCUUUAACGAGUGGGAUCUCGUUAGUUUUAUCGUGCCUUUAAAGUUUAUGCAAGUGCGAAUACCAUUGUCGCGUAUUUUGAUAUCGUAAUAAUGCAGCCAGCGGGUUUGAUUUGAGUUUGAUAAUUGAUCUCUCGUUAUCGGAAUCUUUUAUCGUUUCUGUAUGACGUCAUCUCUUUUUGUUAACAAUGAUAUAAUACAAUGAUAUAAUCGUUUUUUUUGUUAAUUAUAAAUUUAUAUGAAAAUAUGAAUUAUAUUUUAUAUCGAGGUGGAAACUUCUUCAAUUUCUUGCAAAAUAUAUUUUAGAAAUAGCGAACAUACGAUUGUUCGUUUACAUAAUUUGAUAUAAUCUAAUUUGAUCAAAGUAUAACAUUUGAUAUAACAAUUUCUUACAACAAGAUGGAUGAUUUCUUUCAUCUUUUAAUAUAUCGUGAAAGAAUAAAAGCGUUUACGCUCUGAUUACUCUCAACCGUCCAUUAUAGAUUAGUUUUAAUCUGUAUUUAUGUUUUAUUUACAAAUAUAUUUAUAUAUAAAUAAUACUAGUUAUUAGUAAGAAAAAAGGAGAUAAAGAGAGGGAGACAAAGGCAACUAUAGAGCAGAAUGCUUUUCCGAAUGCAUCUAUUUACUUGUCUAUCUCGUUAUAAUUUAUACAUUUUUAAUAAAAUUCGUAUGGCUCAAAUGUGAUAAACACAAAUUUGAAGGAAUAAAAGACUAAGAGCCGUGACAGGGUGUUACAUUAUGUUACUGUCUAAACAUUUCAUAUUUCAUGAUUUAUUGCGAAAAAUAUUACCUCAGCCAGGGUU